Caenorhabditis elegans is the source of this 1193-nucleotide messenger RNA. RefSeq names its product TFIIS-type domain-containing protein (gene F26F4.6). Lineage: Eukaryota; Metazoa; Nematoda; Chromadorea; Rhabditida; Rhabditidae. The record is from RefSeq and is marked reviewed. The coding region runs from base 17 to 898 and encodes 293 amino acids. The transcript is spliced from 5 exons.
CUGGAUUUAACUGAAAAUGUCUACUCAAAAUGAAGAAUCUGAAGAAUCAGCUCGACGACCUCAAUCAAUUAGUCAUUUGGCACGAGUGGAAGUAGAAGAACCAGCAAGGAAAAUGAGAUUAAUGUUCGGUGAGAAACAAGUGGUCUUCAUCCGAUCGGAUGGUUUGAGAAGCCGAGUUGUUCGGGAGAAUAUGAAGAAGAAGUUGAGUCAAGAAAUUGAGAAAAAGGAAGAUUUGGACACAGAUUCACCAAAUCUCACAAAAGUGAUUGAUGAUGUGGCAAGUGGAGCAACAGGAUCAUCUUCUCUUCCAUCUAGUUCCACUGAAUCAUAUUCAACUUCAUCAUCAUCAUCUUCUUCGUCUUCUGACUUGAAUUCUGCAUAUUCUUCGACAUCUGAGCCUCAAGCAACAAGUUCUUCUGCUCCAGAGUCUUCUACCAACUCCUCUGCAUCUCCAGAAAUCAAAGGAAACAGGAAUUACCAUCCACCGAGGGAAUUUCAUGGUGCAUCAACCAUGGUAAGCCACAAACGACGAUGGACUUAUCAGACAGCAUGUGACAUCAAUGCAGCUGAACAGAGCGGUGAUAGUGAAAUGUAUUACAUCGCCCAUCCACUCCUACCAAUGCCACGUGGCAGCGGACGCAAUGAAGUAAGCACGGCGACUCGAAUGAAUUAUGCGGGUCAACAAAUUGACAAUCGAAAAUUUCGAGGACAGUCAAAAGCUGUGAAUCAGUUUGCGAAUACUGAGAGUGUUACAUGUGAAAAAUGCGGAAUGCGUUAUUUCUUUGAAUCAAUACAAAUGCAGGAACGUAUCUCAUAUUUGUUACCACCCAACGAGGAAGAUCUUCCAAUAGCACUUUUUGAGUGUCCUGUGUGCAAAAUAACUACAAAAGUGAAAUAAUUUUUUCAAAGUUUCCAUCACCACAUCUCGAUAAAUCACACUGAGAAACGGAAUCCUAAUAGAUCGAAUUAAUCAAGCGCCAAUUAUGUCUCCAUUCAAUGGGUGGGGCGGUUUUCAGCCUCACAGAAAAAAAAGAAACUGGAUGAUAAACGACCCCUCCCUUCUAAUUUCAUGAACUUUUUUUCCUUUUUUCCAGAUUACUUUUUCUAGGUUUUUGGUAGUGAUUUAUAUACUCGUUGCCUUUGAACUUUGUCCCAUAGUCUUUCAAAUAGUAAGUAAUAAACGAUUUUUGUCG